AGACCGGCUUCAUUCCGCGCAGGACGGAACCGAGUCCAGUUGGUUCGGAUCGGUUCUUUUGGGCAAAGUGAAGCCAGCUGACCGCAGGGAGCAGCUGCUGGAGUCUUUGGACCAAAACCUGCUGGUUCGGUUCGGAUCGAACUUUCUGUCCGUUUGUUUCUAAUUUUAACCGUUUUAACGGUUUGUGAGCCGAACCUGAACGGAUCCACCUGAGCGUCCAGAUUACCAUCAUAAUGGCAUCCAGAACCAAAUGGGAGGCAGUGAAGGAGCAUCUAACCAGGAGCCCCGGCGACGAUCCAGACGGUGCGCUGGAGGCCAACCUGGAGAACGCCAACCCGGAACUGUGUAUCCUCCUGCUGCAGGUCCCUACGGUGGUCAACUACUCUGGGUUAAGGCGCCGUCUAGAGAGCAGUGACGGCUCCUGGAUGGUCCAGUUCCUGGAGCUGCGUGGUCUGGACCUGCUGAUGGAGGCGCUUGAGCGGCUGUCGGGACGCGGAUGCACUCGCAUGGCUGACGCCCUGCUGCAGCUCACCUGUGUUUCCUGUGUCCGCGCCGUCAUGAACUCGUCUGCAGGUCUGAACUUCAUCCUAGACAACGAGGGCUACAUCCGGACCCUGGCCCUGG
Messenger RNA from Cyprinodon variegatus (sheepshead minnow), 624 nucleotides. RefSeq names its product inverted formin-2-like. Gene Ontology annotation, biological process: actin cytoskeleton organization. The annotation marks the transcript as partial. The record is from RefSeq and is a predicted model, not a curated record. NCBI's taxonomy places the organism in Eukaryota, Metazoa, Chordata, Actinopteri, Cyprinodontiformes, Cyprinodontidae. The transcript has 3 exons. Gene Ontology annotation, molecular function: small GTPase binding; actin binding.